AUGGGGAGCAUUGACCCAAGCACACCCCAAGGCGGGCUUCAUGUUCUUAUUGCUGGCGCUGGUAUAGGAGGCCUGGCCGCCGCCAUCGCUCUCCGCCAACAAGGUCAUCGUGUAGAGUUGUUUGAGCGCUCCCGGUUUGCAAAUGAAAUCGGCGCAGCCAUCCACCUUACUCCCAAUGCCAAUGCGGCAUUGCUCAGAUUGGGGAUUGAUGGCAUCAAGUUUGGAGCCGUCGAAGCAGAACAGUUACGUAUCCAUACCCCCAGUGGAGAGCCCCUGGCGAUUAUCAACAACAAAGCUCACGCAGGGAAAUGGAGACACAAAUGGACUCUAGUCCAUCGAGCCCAUCUUCACGAUGCUCUGAAAGUCGCUGCUCAAGCUUCCGGGCCUGGUAUUCCAGCCCAACUGCACACAUCGAGCAGGAUUGUAGACAUCGACCCUGAGAAGGCAAUUGUGACUCUCGAAAACGGUGACACUUUCAAAGGCGACGUCGUCGUUGGAGCUGAUGGCGUCCAUUCCCUUGCUAGGUCGAAAUUGCCUGGUGGCAGUGGUAUCAAAACAUUUAGCUCGGGCAAGAAUGCUUUCCGCUUCCUUUUGAAGCGCAAAGACGGCCAGGAAGACCCCGAAACGCACUCUUUGGCCAUGGAGUACAGUUCGGUGGACAUGUGGGAUUCUUCCGAAAAGCGUGUGGUCAUCUAUCCCUGCGCUAAUAACGAAAUCCUCAACUUCGUCUGCAUCCAUCCUGAUACCAUGAGCGCCAUCAACACAUCUUCGGACUGGAACCAAGACGCUAGCAAGGAGGCGCUCCUCGAGGUGUUCAAGGAGUUCAACCCUCAGGUCCUCAAGAUGCUGACCAAGGCCGAUCCUCAAACCCUGAAGGUGUGGCCUCUGUUAGAUAUGGAAACGUUGCCAACCUGGGUUAAUGAGCGGCUGGCCAUCAUCGGGGAUGCAGCCCACCCAUUCCUGCCAUAUCGCGCAUCCGGGGGCGCUAUGGCCAUUGAGGAUGGUGUUUCGCUGGCUGUCAUGCUGUCUCAGGAUGUUACCCCCGAAGAGGUGCCAGAAAGGUUGAAGCUGUACGAGAAAGCUCGUCACACCCGAGCUACUACUGUCCAGCAGAUGACACGAGAAUCUGCCCAGCCACAACCGUUCGAGCAAAUGGAAGCCAUGACGGAUUAUAUCUACGGCCAUGACGAAUUUGACCACUCGACCCAGGUCCUGCGAAAGCACCUCUGGAACCAGCUUCCGGCGAAAUACUGGCGCCAACCCAUAGUCUUCGGCCCCAUGCCAGGCCCUAGGCAAGAUUGGUGGGGGAGGAAUCGCGUCCAGAAGUCACUCAAGUCAACCUUCCGAACCGCAUCCAUUCGAUUCAAGACCAGUCGAACGCUUCUACAGAACCUGCUGCCCAAUGAAAGAUAUUCCUUCACCGAUCCAAGCACCGUGGCUUAUGCCAACUUCUCGCAAACGAGGCUGCAUGGAAUGGAUUGGCUUGGCGGCGGCGGAUAUCGCCAUCUAGGCCUCUACAUCGAAGGAGUGCAGUAUCAGAAAUCGGACGGCGAAGUAGUCAAGGGACUCUACUUGCCCAUUCUCUUCGAGAGCCUGACUGAUCCUAUUGUGAGUGGCCGUGAAGAGCUCGGCAUGCCCAAGCUGUACACAGCCAUCGAGGCCCAUGAGCGUUACAAUUCUUAUCACCUGACGACCAGUUGGGAGGGCGCCGUGUGGGGUCAUUUCCAUCUCGAGGACCUGGAGGAACAGGACCCCAGCACUAAUCCUCCUCCGAACGUUGGCAAGGGCGAUCUGAUCUAUCGCUACAUGCCACAAGUCGGACGUGCGCAUAAGGGACAACCCGAGGCCGAGUAUCCCGUGCUUGUGCCACAGGAGGAGGAGCAGAAGAAUAUCCCAUCGAGGAUAACCCGGCUACGGACGACCAAGAACGCGCGGUUUGAGAUUGAUGCACUCAGUUGGGAAUCGCUGCCAACACUGCAUCACGUCAUUUCUCGGCUGGCAGAGAUUCCUGUGGACGAGAUCGUUUCUGCCAAGGUAGUGGAAGGCGAGGGAGUGCAAGAUGUGUCGUGUGCGAGACGCAUUGAGUGA
Aspergillus sclerotioniger CBS 115572 is the source of this 2088-nucleotide messenger RNA. RefSeq names its product putative salicylate hydroxylase. Bases 1 to 2088 code for a protein of 695 amino acids. The record is from RefSeq and is a predicted model, not a curated record. The transcript has 5 exons. NCBI's taxonomy places the organism in Eukaryota, Fungi, Ascomycota, Eurotiomycetes, Eurotiales, Aspergillaceae. Gene Ontology annotation, molecular function: lyase activity; FAD binding; monooxygenase activity.